UGUCACUCCUAGUGUCCGUGAUGGUUUUAACGAUAUUACUGAUAUUCUCAAUUGCUCUGGUGAGGAGCGCGUUUAGUUCGAAUAUUUUGAUAGCAUGUUCAAUACCGUCGCCAAGUCACCAAAUUUGGAAUUAUGCCUUUGCGGAGGGCCUAAUGGAAAAAGGCCACAACAUAACCAUGGCAGGGCCAGAUGCCCAUAUGCACAAACCGUCCGAUAGGUACCAUCCCAUUGUUUUCGAAGAUAUCGUAGUGAAGUUAAUGGCAUCGAAGAAGUUUGACUUCGAAGGCAGCACAGAUCAAAGCGCCUUCCAAUCGCUGAUAGCAUUGUAUAACUACGAAUACCUCUCUUGCAAGUUCUUGUACGAGUCAGACGGCUUCAAACAGAUCCUAAAUUACCCUAAAGAUUACAAAUUUGAUCUCAUCAUCGUAGACAUGACAGUGGGUCCCUGCUUGCAUCCUCUUAUUCAAAGGUUCAACUAUCCUCCAACAAUUGGAACCACAGCUUUUCUCUUGCCUCCAGAUCUUUCCUUUUCCUUCGGCAAUUACUUACCCCAGUCUUACCUGCCUCACUACCACUUGAGCUAUUUUCAAAAUAUGACUUUUUCUGAACGCGUCAUGAACUUCGUCGUGGCUAAUUUUGAACUUGCUGUUAAGUACGUGUACGAAGCAAACCAGAUUCAGAAAUUAGCCUAUAAGGCCUUUGGCGAAGGCAUGGAGUCGGUGAGAGAUUUAGAAAAGCACAUUUCUCUGCUUCUGUGCAACUUGUCUCCUGCAUUUCACUAUCCACAGCCAAUCACACCGAAUAUUAUACCGGUGGGAGGGCUUCACGCUAGACCAGCUGGAAAGUUACCUCAGGAUAUCCAAGAAAUCAUGGAUAAAUCUACAAAUGGGGUUAUUAUAAUGGCUCUAGGAACGAACGUAAGGUCAGACAAACUACGAAAAUUAAAAGUAGAAGCCAUUUUAGGCGCUUUAAGUAAAUUGAAACAAACAGUGUUGUGGAAGUUCGAAAGUGACUUUGAUAACUUACCAAAGAAUGUUAUUAUUAGAAAAUUCCUGCCGCAGAACGAUAUUUUAGCGCACCCAAACACGAAAUUGUUUAUUAGUCACGGAGGCGGUUUGAGCACGUUGGAAACCGCUUACCACGGAGUGCCAAUCCUCGGAAUACCAUUUUUUAUCGACCAGUUUAUGUUAACGAACGCCAUGGUGGAGAAGGGAGUAGGUCUUAAACUAGAACUUUCUGAUGUCACGACGGAAAGUUUGUUGAAUGCCAUAAACGAACUACUACAGAAUAAAAAAUACUCUCGAAACAUCAAAGAAAUCUCGUAUCGAAUGAAAGACCAGUUGUCGACUCCCUUGCAGACGGCUGUGUUUUGGGCAGAAUACGCCAUCCGUCACAACGGCUCUCAUCACUUAAGCCCCAAAUCGAGACACUUGCCUCUCUUCGUAUCUACCUCAGCUGAUGUCAUCUUAUUUUUAUUACUGAUAUUUGCGCUCUCGCUCGGCGUACUGGUUUUUUCGGUUCGGUUUUUAUAUAAAUUUCUUUAUAGCAAACCUGGAAAAGAAAAAUUAAACUAACAAUAAGAUAAAAAAGAUGUAUGCCGCAAGUUACUGGUAUACUUUUAGUAGUAUAUUAAAGUACCUAAUGAGGGUAUAGUUAAAUUUAUACAGGGUUUGGCUGAUUGAGUAAUCAUAAAUGAACAAAAAAGUUGUAUAUUACAAGAGCGGUAAGAU
Messenger RNA from Anoplophora glabripennis (Asian longhorned beetle), 1730 nucleotides. RefSeq names its product UDP-glucuronosyltransferase 2B2-like. Bases 21 to 1574 code for a protein of 517 amino acids. The transcript has 5 exons. The record is from RefSeq and is a predicted model, not a curated record. NCBI's taxonomy places the organism in Eukaryota, Metazoa, Arthropoda, Insecta, Coleoptera, Cerambycidae. Gene Ontology annotation, molecular function: UDP-glycosyltransferase activity.